AUGGGCGACGAGCCCGAGCAGAGCAACGACACAGCAGCAGGAGGAGGAGGAGGAGGAGGAGGAGGAGAAGGAAGAGGAAAUGAGCCGUUCGGACUGGUAUGCGAUUACGAGACGGGGAAAUUGGACCAGCCUCCAAAGUGCAUCAAUUAUAUCCGCGCGAAUCCGAGGCCGGACGCGGACCAAAACAGGAACUCGCCUGACGAGCAGCAGAAGAAGCGGUUGUAUUGGAUUUUUGCAAUUGUGGUCUUGGUCGUUAUUAUUGUGUUCGUGUUGGCGUUCAUGUGUUGGCGCAAGACUCAUGGCCAUAGCAGCAGUGGCGGAAGUGGCAGCGGCGAGGAUGGCUUGCAGCAGACCCAUUACCAGCCAUACAACGGCGGUGAUCCAGAGACCACCGGAGGAGCAGGAGCAGGAGGGAUGGAAGAGUGCACAGAGUACCUUUCAACAAACUACCUCUCAGGCCUGAGGACACCACGAGUAGUAGGACAAACAGGACCAGUCCAAGGGGGUGAACGUCGAGGCAGCACCAGCAGUCAGAACAGCGCCCACUCGACUGUAUCCUGGAGAAGUAACGGGCGCCGUCUGAGUGUUGCAGAAAAGAUGGUGCUGGACCGGGACUGUGCACAGGAUCAUGAGUUUAUGAAUCGAGCGAGUCAAUCGUAG
This is a messenger RNA of Linnemannia hyalina, 660 nucleotides long. NCBI's taxonomy places the organism in Eukaryota, Fungi, Mortierellomycota, Mortierellomycetes, Mortierellales, Mortierellaceae. The record is from the annotation of a GenBank genome assembly.